ACAAUUUUUUUAAUUACAAUUUAUAUGUUAUGCAGAAAAUUUCAGAAUUGCAGUUAUGGCUGAAGAGAUUUCAUAAAUUCUUCGAUUAUUGCCAACCAAUUGUCGCAAGCAUGCUGCUGGUGUAAGUGGGCUUUUAGUUUACGCAUAAAAUUUUCCACUUUUUCUAAAAAAUUUUUGAUGUGUGCAUAAAAUUUUAUAGUUAAGGAUAAAAGGAGUAAAGCGUAAUUGUUUUAAAACUAUAUUUGAAAUUUCAUGAUUAAAAACGGACAUAAACAUGACUUCAAUCCAAUUCGUUAUACAACCAUUGCCUAGCACCGAUGAACAAUUUAUUGACAGGCUUCGUGAAGUAUCAGAUAAGGUUAAUAAAUAUGGAUUUGGAACUCAUAGGAUAUUUGAACAACUCAAAAUUCCAGUAAAGGAAAUAGUAAUUGGGCCAAGUCAUUUAGGAGUUCUUUUAGAGGAUGGAAAAGCUUUCCGAGUUUUAUUUAAUAUAAAUUCGGAUCGUCUUGAUUUAAGUAAAUCAGAUAAUUUAAAAAGUACCGGAAAUACCAACACAAAUACAUCAAAUAAUACGAAAGCUGCUCCAGGUUCAUCUUCACGACAAUUAGCAAGAUCUCGUGCUCGAUUAUUGCGAACUACAGGUAGGUCGGGCACAGCAAACCAAAACUCUGGAUCUCGAAGUACAGGAGUUAUAAUAGGUGGAUCUUCUAAUCGCCCACUUGUUACAGUUCCAGCAACUUAUGUUCCAGAAGAAUUAAUAUCGCAAGCUGAAGUAGUACUUCAAGGUAAAAGUCGAAACCUCAUUAUCAGAGAACUUCAGCGGACAAAUUUAGAUGUUAAUCUAGCUGUAAAUAACCUGCUCUCCCGGGAUGAUGAAGAUGGUGAGGAUACUGAAGAAGGAGGAGAAAAUUACGUUCCAGAAGACUUAAUUUCACUGCUGGAUAAUGGUUUUCAUGGUGAUAAUAACAGUGUAAUAAUUGAUCCAUCCGAUGGUUUAUUCUCUGAAGAAAUUUUUAGUAACUACUCAAGCAUUCGAAAUUUGCUAUUUGAUCGUAUACGUAGCGAAAGAAACCAUGCUAAUACUGGAAAUGCAGAUAACAAUCAAAUUAGAACAUCUUCAACUAAUAGUACUGUUUCUACAGCAAAUAGCUUAACAGGUCAAAUUUCAUCUGGCAAUCCUGAUAGAGAAGCCUUUAGCCGAUGGAGAGAUCGUCAAUACUAUGGUCCUCGUCGCUGGUGUAAUAAAGAUGAAUUUGCUUGGGAAAAAGAUUUAGAUGCUAAAAAAAAAGAACCAUUAAUGACAUCACCGGUAUGGAUAUCAGAGGAGCUUCAACCAUGGCCUGACAAAGGGAAUACACUUCGAUUUAAAAAAAUAGCUGCUUUAUAUUCUGAAUUAAUUGCUAUUUCAGAGAAUGGAGAAUUGCAUCAAUGGAAAUGGACAGAAAUAGAACCAUUUAAAAUAGAGGUUGAAAAUGUUUAUCACCCAAAAACUUUACAUUUAAAUAUAACUGAAAAAAUUGAGUUAAUAUCGGCAAACUUUAUCCGAUGUUCAGUAGUUACUGAAAGCAAUCGCGUAGCUACUUGGAUGGAUGAACAACUUGGAUAUUUGGGUGCAAAGCUAGAACAUGCUUCAAUUGCAUUCACAGAAUUUAUUAUGGAUCCAAUAGUAUCAAUUAAUGUAUGUUCUUUAUAUACAGCUGUUCGAACAGAAAAUAAUAACAUUUAUUGGUGGGGAGUACUUCCAUUUGAUCAGCGACGACAUUUGUGGGAUAAAGUGCGGACAAAGGCUAAAAAACCAUUUAAAACAGUUGCAACUGAUAUAUUGAUUGGCUCACAAGUUAUAAUGAAAAAAUGUCCAAUAUAUCAAACUGGAUCAAUUGGAUUUACGUGUAGUAAUGGAGUACCUAAAGUUGGACAAUUACUGAACUCUGUGUGGGACUUCGCCGAUGUGUGUAGAUUUAAAAUAUUAAAUAUAAAUACAUCAUUUUCGUCUGAGAAAAGUUCAAGUAGUACCACCAAUAAUUCUAAUUUAGAAAAGGAAACUUCAAAAUCAACUUUGCUUGCCUCUAGCAUUCAAACAACUACCAACAGUAAAGGAAAUUCAUCAAAUACUAAUAAAGAAACGACAGACCGGAUAGACAUGCCACCACCACCCUCACCAGCAUCUAGUACAUGUAGUGAUACCGGCAGCGUAACAUCUCAUAAACGACCCAAGAGAAUGACAGCAAAAGAAGAUAAUGAAAAUAAAAAAGAUGAAGAGUUAUGGCAACUUAAAGACGUUGUAUUUGUUGAAGACAAAAUUGGACCAAUUGGAAAAGUUUUGAAAGUUGACGGUGAUUUUGUAGCUGUUCGGUUUCCCAUUACUUCUCAAUCAAGUUCUACUACUUCAGGCAAUGUGAGCGAAGGGAAAGAUGAUGAUUGGCAGCAGUGUCGCCUAUUAAGGAGAGAAGAUGUUCAAGUUUAUAAAGCUGCGAUAACAUCUCGUGGACCUGAUUGGCUACAAAAAUUACCUAAAAAGAUUAAUAUAAAUCACGGAAAUGAUCCGAUAAAUUUUCAGUUACUUGCUAUAGCUGUCGAUACGAGAGGAAUACAUGUUGUAAAAAAAAUGUCUUCAAAAUUAUAUUACAGUCUUUACAACCUUCACAGUAGUAAACAAGAACAAAAUUGUCAAUUUCCAACCGAUAGUACUUCAUUCCUCGGAUCGUCUUUAAAUAAUAUUAGUAUGAUUUGUAACAAUGAUGGUAGUGGAAAUGCAAGUACAAUAGUUCUACGAGACGGUAACUGCGCAAUUUAUCCACUUGCUAAAGAUUGCUUGGGGUCUAUAAAAGAUCCUCACUGGCUUGAUCUUUCCCCUGUUAAAAAUGUAUCCAUGUCGACAAUCGCAUUACCCACAAUAAGUAAUAAUUUAAAGUCUAAAGUAUGUAUGGCAGCUCUGCUUUUUGAAAAUCAGAAAAUUAUGCCUCAUAUUUUACGAUGCGAUAUUAAAAACUCAUUAGCUAUGCUAAAUAGAUUGGAAAAAGAUUGUUCUGAUUUUCAAAGUUUAAUAGACGAACGAUGUGAUGGAUCUAGAAAUAUAUUCCAUGCAUGUACAAUAAUGUGUUCACCUACUUCAAACAAAGAUCCAGAAGAAAAAAAAGUAAUAGGAACAACACGUAAUACAUCUGCAGGAAAUUCAACAAACAAUACAGUACCUGGAGGAAUAGAUAGCCCGAAUUCUUCAUCAGCUAUAGGAUUAUCUACAAACUUAUCUACAAGUCGUGAAGGGCGUACAAUAAGUCUCCGAGAAAUGAUGAAUCGUCUUGUCAAUAAUGAAUCUGAUCAUUCUAGUGCACAUAAUGCAUCUACAAAUAGUAACAUAGAAAGUUAUUUCUAUAUACCUCCAUGGUCAAUUGAUGCCAAUGUUAGCAACAACGCUGGUAUAAAUGAUGUGAUCAUGAGUAAUGCUGAAGAAGACAUUUCAAAAAUAAUAUCAACUCCAUCUACUAGCUUUAAUAUAGGCAAUAAAAUUUCUUCACCAAAUUAUACUUAUGAUCCUGUUCAAAGGCGAGAACACGCAAUUUUAAUUCUACAACACAUGUGUGCUAAUGCUUCCUUACGACCGUAUCUACAACAAAUGUUAAGUGCAAGAGAUGCUCAAGGGCAAACACCAUUUAUGUUGGCUGUAUAUUGCCGAGCCUAUGAAGCAGGAUUAAUUCUCUUGAAUACAAUUCUUAGUAUUGUUGAAAAAGAUCAGACAGCAAAAGAUGCUAUGAUAUUUCCAGCUGGUUCACCACCAGAUCAAUCACCUUUGCAUGUAAUCUGUUAUAAUGACACGUGUUCUUUUACAUGGACAGGAGCUGAUCAUAUUAAUCAAAAUAUAUUUGAGUGCAAAACUUGUGGUCUGACAGGUUCAUUAUGUUGUUGUACAGAGUGUGCACGUGUGUGUCAUAAAGGACAUGAUUGCAAAUUGAAACGCACAUCGCCGACAGCAUAUUGCGAUUGCUGGGAAAAAUGUAAAUGCAAAGCUUUAAUUGCUGGAAACCAAAAUAAACGUUUUGCGCUUCUAUGUAAACUUGUACAUUGUACGGAUUUAGUAACAAAAUUUAAUUCUAAAGGUGAAUCUAUAUUACUUUUCCUUAUUCAGACUGUUGGUAGACAGUCUUUAGAGCAAAGACAAUAUCGUGCAACUCGUGUACGCAGUGUGCCUAACAACAGUGGUAAUAGCGUACCUGCAGCACGAAAAGCUGCGUCCAUUGAUAUAGAUGCGGACAUGCCAGAACAUGACUUGGAACCACCAAAAUUUGCUCGAAAAGCUUUGGAAAGAUUACUUGUAGAUUGGUAUGCUGUACGUGCAAUGAUUAUGACAGGGGCAGAAGACUUAGAAACCACACCUGGGCCAACUUAUUCAGGUGAUGCAACGAAGAAGGAAAAUUAUAAAUAUGUUCAAAAACAACACGGGACAACGUUAUUAGACAAAUUUACGCACAAUUUAUUUGUAAAAAGUUCAAGUGAUCACCUCGAAGCACUUUUAAUGACUUUAGUGCAUGAAAUGCAGAAUGUUGCUAUUCCCGGAAGAAUAUCGGAAGCGGAAGAAGUGGCUCGUCGGUUUGUUCGGUCUGUGGGGCGUGUUUUUGUUAUAUUUAAUCUUGAAAAAUCUCCUAGUCCUGAACGGCGUAAAUCGUAUAUUAAUUCCAUUAAACAUAUACAAAGCUGCAUUAAAGUUUUUCAAACUUUACAUAAAAUAUCAAUUCAAGAACUUUGUGAAGUUUCGGAAGCAUUAAUAGCUCCUGUCCGACUUGGAGUUGUACGUCCAACUGGCAACUUUCAUACUUCUCAAACAAGCAUAGAUAAUUCUGAUGAAUUAUUUAGUGUAGAACCUCUAGCACCUACUUCAGCUAAUGAAGUGAUUGUAGAGCCUGUAACUGGUCACGAAUCUUCUAGAGACGAAGCUUCAGGAUUUAACAUACAAUCAAACUACAGUAUAGAUGGAAUUGAAGGGUUACGAGAGAUAUCUGAGAACGAAGAGAUACCCACGAGAGACAAUAACACACACAGUCAAGAUGAGGAUGUAUUAGAAACCACACGUAAUGAUGAAGGUGUUCAGGAUGAUGAAAGCGAUAACGAUUUUACCUUUAAUGAUGCUGAAACUGAGUCCGAUUCUGAUGAUAAUCAAAGCAAUCAAGACGCACAACGAAGUGUACAAACUGGGGCAACAGUUGGAUCAGAAACAGAUAUAGGUGUACUGUUUCUUGAAGAUGAAUCUGGCGAUUCUUCUCCUGAAGAUGCUUCAGAAGAGGGAGAAACAGAUGAACAUUCUGAUGAAUUUAAUUUCGCUGAUCAUCAAUUAGAGCGACGCAAUACUAAUUCAAGCGUUCGAAAUGAUUUAGCACCACAAUCAAUGCAGUGGGCUAUUCGGGGUCGUGAUGUGGUUCGGUCUUCUGUUCGAGUUCCAGCUGGAUCCAGUUUAGUGUUUAUCGAUCCACUGGCUUUAAGGCGAUCAACGAUGCCUGCUACCUCCACUGUAACAACGACACCUUCAGAACAAUUUACAAUGGCUUCGACAGCUAGUAAUUUAGCUAGAGCAUUUGGUAUUAUUAUUCGACAAAUUGCAGAACUUUUAAGUUAUUUAUCGUACCAUGUUAUAAAUGAAAUUGAGUUGUCUUUAAAAGUUAAAUACGAAGACAUAGUUGAAUUACAGGAUUCUAUUGAAUCUCGGCUUCAAGUCACUUGGGAUUGGAUGCUAUCUGUUUUAGAUAGUACAGAAGCUCAGCUAAAGUUCGGGUCAUAUUUAUCGGAAUAUGCUGAUCCAAGUCAUCCUUCGCAUCCACUUAAUCUAAGUACUCAAGGUAGUUCCAAUCAACCAACCACUACACCUGUUGGAGUAAACGUAUUAGGACCAUCAGCACGACGAGAUUUCUUCUCUUAUUGCCUUUCACUUAUGCGUUCACAUACUUCAGAGCAUCGGGACUCUCUUCCUGUGUUAGAUGUAACAGCACUAAGGCAUAUUGCUUAUGUUGUAGAUGCUUUUAUAUUUUAUAUGCGAAGUGAUGUACAUUUGUAUGAAAAAAAUGAUGCUGUGUCUAAUAAUACUAACAGUUAUACAUCGCUCACAUCCGAAAUUGAUGAUACAGAUGAUGAACUUCCUAAUAUAAAAAUGUACGAUCAAUUUGCGGAAUCAAAUGGAUCAUCUGCCAUACUUGUAACUGAAAAUAAUAUGCGACGUCCUUCAUUCUUUAUUAGAUCUGAUUCUACGUUAAGUCUCGGUUGUCUACCACCUGAAACUUUGGAUAAACCUGUAGAAGCGGCUUUACCUCUAGCUGAUAAACCUCAUCUACUACAACCUAAUUCAAAACGUACUGAUUUAUUUUAUAAUAUUCCUGUUAAAGAUACAAUCAGUAAAGAUACUCAAAAUGUAUCCGACGCCAUUGUUAAUAAACCAUCGCCGAGACUUGGAUUUUCCAAACAUAUUAAUCAUUCUAAACAAUUUGAAGUCAAAGAUAAAGAUAACUCUGAAAAAAGCACACCAAAUGUUUAUGUUCAACUGAAAAAGAAACAACUUUCUGAAGACACAAAACCACAUGCAGAAGAAAUUUCGAAUAGUAUUGAUAAAAUUUUACAAUUGGAUAUGAACAUGAGUGAAAAUGAACACAUUACAAAAUGCAACGAAGUAUUAAUGGUGGCUAGACCAGAUGUUAUAGUUUCCCCAAGCAAGUCUCAUCGGGAUAAAGAUAAAAAUAUUAGUGCUACUUCUACUUCUGCUACUCGCAGUGUAAUAGUUAGAGCUGGUACUUCAAAAAAAACUGAGGAAACCAUGGAUUGUACGAAAUGGUCUGAAGUUGAUGAUAUUAAAAGCGGUCGAACAAACACACCCAUGUUUUCAUUCCCUGCUAGAGGAUUACACUUCUGUAAAAAUUCUAUGUCUGAGUUUCCAUCAUGGAAUUUAUUACUUAAUCGAUGGAAAGAAGUUCUUGAUUUAUUUGGUAGAGUGUUUAUGGAUGAUGUGGGUAUGGAAAAUGGUUCUAUAUUACCAGAGUUACGUGGCUUCCCAGUCAAGGAGGUUCGUUUUCGUCGUCACAUGGAAAAAUUAAGAAAUGGUCAACAGAGGGAUUUAAUAUUAUGUAAACUGGAACGAAAUCGUGAUAAUUUAAUUCUUCAAACAUUUAAAGAAUUGAAUACUCAGUUUGGUAAUCAAAACCGCCGCAUAAAUCCGCCUCUUACUUUUAAUCGUGUUAAAGUAACUUUUAAAGAUGAACCUGGUGAAGGUUCAGGUGUGGCCCGCAGUUUUUAUACGUCUAUAUCAGAAGCUUUAUUAUCUAUUGAAAAAUUGCCUAAUUUAGAAUCAGUGCAAGUAGGAAACAGUAAUAAGUAUAAUGUUCCGUUCUCAAGUAUACUACGAAAGCAUGGACCAAAUCAUGGAUCAAAUCGUGAUCCACCUGCUGUGCAAAGGCGCAAUGCUACUGGAAGUAAAAUUUUGUGGCGAACUGCAAGGGAACGCAGAAUGUUAAAUUUUGAAGCUAGGCCAUACAUACCGUCAACUAGCAACAAUGAUAACUUAACUGAAAACUUAAAUGAUCAUUUAUCGGUUCAUUUACAACAACUUGGUGAUCGACUUUAUCCAAGGAUAUAUUCAAUAAAUCCUGGCAAUGCAUCUAAAAUCACUGGCAUGAUUUUGGAGAUGCCGACUCCUCAACUUCUCUCAAUAUUGUCUUCAGAAGAAACUUUGCGCCAAAAAGUUACGGAAGCUCUUGAUAUCAUUACUUAUAAACAGAAAGCGGAAAUAAACAAUUCAUCCACACAUUCAAAAAAAGUAGUACCAGUUGUUUUAUUAGAUCAGGGACCGUUGGAUGAUAAUGAACCAUUAUUCUAUUCACCUGGUAAAUGUGGGUUUUACACACCAAGGCAAGGACUUGCUUCAUUUGAACGCAUAAACGCGUUUAGAAAUAUUGGAAGAUUAAUCGGUCUGUGUCUUCAACAAAAUGAAUUAUUACCAUUAUUUUUACAGAGACAUGUCCUUAAAUAUAUUCUUGGUCGUAAAAUAAAAUUCCAUGAUUUAGCGUUUUUCGAUCCUGUCAUUUAUGAGUCUUUUAGACAAUUAUUAAAUAAUGCUCAUUCUAAUGAUGGUGAAGAAGUUAUUAACCGAAUGGAAAUAUUUUUUGUCAUUGAUCUAAUGAAGGAAGAAGGUGGUGAAAGUAUAGAAUUAGUCGCAGGUGGACGAGAAAUUCAAGUUACGUCUAACAACAUAUUUGAUUAUGUUCGAAGAUAUACGGAAUAUAGAUUGAUUAAAUCACAAGAAAAGGCUCUUGAGGCUCUUAAAGAAGGAGUGUAUGACGUUCUACCAGAUAAUUGUAUGGGUAGUCUUACAUCAGAAGACUUUCGAUUACUUCUCAAUGGAGUAGGUGAUAUAAACGUUUCUACCCUUAUAUCAUAUACCACAUUCAACGACGAAUCGAGUCAAGGAUCCGACAAGUUAAUCAAAUUUAAGCGGUGGUUUUGGGGCAUUGUAGAAAAAAUGAAUACAUUGGAGCGGCAAGAUCUAGUGUACUUCUGGACGGGAUCACCAGCUUUACCAGCAUCUGAAGAAGGAUUCCAACCACUUCCUUCUGUAACAAUUAGACCAGUAGAUGACUCUCAUUUGCCUACAGCAAACACAUGUAUAUCAAGGUUAUAUAUUCCUUUAUAUUCUAACAAAUCAAUUUUACGUAGCAAAUUGCUAUUGGCCAUUAAAUCGAAAAAUUUUGGAUUCGUUUAAACGUAAAAAUAUAUUUAAAUUACUUUUUUAAUGUUAUUAUGUAGAAACAUAUUUAGUACCAGAUUCAAAAUGAAAGUUUGACAUUCCUGAAAGGUAUAUUUGAAAUUGCAAUAAAACAAUAUUUUUAAAUUUAA
Messenger RNA from Teleopsis dalmanni, 8862 nucleotides. It is a transcript of the gene hyd, whose product is annotated as E3 ubiquitin-protein ligase hyd. Bases 275 to 8728 code for a protein of 2817 amino acids. Gene Ontology annotation, molecular function: zinc ion binding; ubiquitin binding; RNA binding. Lineage: Eukaryota; Metazoa; Arthropoda; Insecta; Diptera; Diopsidae. Gene Ontology annotation, biological process: protein polyubiquitination; regulation of double-strand break repair; DNA damage response. The transcript is spliced from 19 exons. Gene Ontology annotation, cellular component: nucleus. The record is from RefSeq and is a predicted model, not a curated record.